AGUAAGCUUUUAUUUUAUUUAUUUAUUUAUUCAUUUUUUUUGGACAAAACUAUUAAAUCAUUGACAACCUGGUAACUGAACAAGGAAUGGUCAUGAAGACAUAUGUGUGUCCCAUUAUAAUUCCCUGCACAAAGACUCCUCGAUGCAAGCUAUUCCUGUCUUCUUAUUGUGUUUGUUGGACAGAUUCGUGAAUACUGUGGCAAAGUAUCGUGACUGGAGGCUGAAGAUCUGUGUGAUUGUGAGAGCUGCAACUUGGUCUGCUGAAAACAAGAGAAGGACAGAAGACCGGAGGGAGGAAGGAAAGGAGACAAGGAGGCCGUCAGACGGGUGUUGGGCCGCGGCCUGCUGUAUUCCUUCGACUCCGUUCACCUCCAUUCACAGUAAAUAAAAGCAUGGAGGAUCUGACUCUCGGGAUCUAACGCCGAACAGCGGGGGGUAGACUCGCUGCCGCAUGCGCUCUCGCUUUUAUGAAAACACACAGGAAGGAAGCGGGACGGCCGUGAACGCGUUGACAGCUGGAUUUAAGUGGUUUUCCGUGGAAACAGGACCGUAGUUGGGGAUAGGAUCGGGACAGCGCGCCGUGCGGAGCAUGAAGCGGACGGCGGUGGUGGCCAGGCACAAUGGCCUCGUUUCUCCUUUGGGGAACAACAACUCCGGGGCUUCGAGCAUCGUCUCACCGCUCCUGCCGAGGGCCACCAGUGUCUCCGCUUCUGCCGACAUCGGCGCCGGCGGCGGGGUGGACGGCCUUCUGGAUUUCUCCAAAGGCCCCACCGUCAAAACCGAGCUGGUGUGCAAAUGGAUUGACCGAACUUGUUCGAGGCAGCGGUUUGGGCGGACAGCGACAUCCGUCUGCGACCAAACUUUCAGCUCCAUGCACGAGCUGGUGGACCACGUCACCACCGAGCACGUCGCCGCGGGGCUCGAGACCCUCAGUCAUGUCUGCAUGUGGGACGAGUGUCUGCGCGGCGGGAAGGCGUUCAAAGCCAAAUACAAACUCAUCAACCACAUCCGCGUGCACACCGGGGAGAAGCCGUUUUCAUGCGCAUUUCCCAACUGCGGCAAGAUGUUCGCACGCUCCGAGAACCUGAAGAUCCACACACGCACGCACACUGGUGAGAAGCCAUUCCAGUGUGAAUUUUGCGAGCGGCGCUUCGCUAACAGCAGCGACCGGAAGAAGCACUCGCAGGUCCACACGGCCUCAAAGCCCUACGACUGCAAAGCGCUGGGCUGCACUAAGUCUUACACACACCCAAGCUCCCUGCGCAAACACAUGAAGGUUCAUGUCAAGUCCUCACCUACCUCUGAACCUCAGGACCUGUACGACUCCAUCCCUCAUCAACUCCAGUCACCUCAUCAAGCUGUCCUUGAGCCCCUUGACCUUAAAAUGAAUCGCCUUUCUCCACCACUUGCCAACAAAACCACCCAUUUUCCUCUUUUGUCCAAUCAUGAAUUGGAUAUCAGCUCAGCCAGUGAAGUGGACCAUAAGCUUCUGCUACGGAGUUCAUCUCCAGUGGCAAUGCCUCUCGAUCUUUCUCUGUCAGGCCUAAAGAGUCAGCUGACCCAGAGGCAGCAGAGUGGCAGGACCCCACGCAGGAGUCAGCGCUCAGUCAACCCAGCCUUACCUCAGUUGUCUAACAUUAAGGAGUGGUAUGUCUGUACCAGGACUACAGCACCACACUUUCCUCUGGUCCACCCAGACCAUAUCAAAUCAGAACCUAGCGAUGAGGAUGAGUAUGUCACGUAAGAUGGAGGGACUGGUGAGUUGGGACAUGAAGAACAAAUCGCAUACUGUCAGACCCAGGUCAGGCGAAGGCUGCGAUCAGAGGGAUGGAUUUUUACAGCAUCUCACAUGAAAAAACUCAGUUCAGAGAUUGUCACUACGUAUGGACCAAAAGCAGUGGCUGAAAUUAUACCAGAAAGGACAAAAAGAAUUUUAUCGUUAAGGUUAUGAAACAAAAUGUUUUACAGAAAACUGCAAGUUCUCAGAUUUAGCUAGCUAACCUGAACACACAAAGGAGUUCAUUUUGUACAGCUGGACCAGAGGAUUUUGGUAACUGCACUGCUUGCUGUUAAAGAAUCUGUACAGGGUGUGUGUACAUGAUGACCUCUGUAACGCAGCAGAUUAUUGUCCAAUUUAAGGGCUCCACCUUGGUAAAACAAUAUCAAGGGCUAAAUCGUCACUGAUGGAAAGAGAUUCAUGUUGAAGGUCCAGAACAGCAGACACAUAUGGUGGAGCGUUAGUCUAACAGUGUAAAAAAAAGGUCUCAGUAUGCUUUAAACAAGCUCAUUUGCACAAUGUUUGAAAGUUGCAAAAAGCAGCAGGUUCUGCUGUCAGAAAGGGAGGUCUACAUACCGUUAGAUGUUCUGACAAGCACCUGCUUGAAAACAGACUGAGGCCGUUAGCAACAAACCAUUGGUCAUUUGUUUAAAAGUCAUUGGAACUUGUUCAAAAGUGUUUACAGUUAAAAGUGAUCACAGUCUAAUCCAACAGAGCAGCAAGCAGUGAAACUGCAGUUAAAGAGAAUGGGUCUGAUCCUUAUUUGUACUGAUCAAGUGUCUCCUUAGGUUCUUCAAAGGGCCUAUCAGUGGGUUAACUGCAUACAUCUGUUCUUGCUCCAGUCACAACUGAGUCAACACCUUAAGCUUUCUAAAAUCACCACACAUCUCAUGUACACGUUGUUUUAACAAUGGACAGUGGCAUCUUGGAUUUGAAUAUUGAGUCAAAAUCAGCAUCCUCCAUCACUGAAUGAAUGAAACAAGCAGAACUGUGUAAGACUGUGGCAUGGCUUGAAAACGUGUUUAAUGUCUGAAGGGAAAACCUGAAAUGGUUAAAACGUGAGUCAAAGCAAUGCUCAUUAUCCAUCCACUAGUUCAUUUCAAAUUGGAUUGGACCUUCGGAUACAAGGAAGCCUGAAUGUUUUUCCGGUGAAGUAGACGGGUAACUCUAAAUUGCCAGUGGGUGUGAAAGUGUGUGUGACUGUCUCUGUCAGCCCUGUGAAUAACCUGUGACCUGUCCAAGCUGUAUUCCACCUCUGACCCAAUUUCAGCUGUAGUAGCCUACAAUUCUCUGCAACCCUCAGAGAUUUAACCAGGCAUUGCUGAUGGAUGGAUGUAUGUUUUCUCUUCUAAAUAAAUUUGGCUAAAUAGGGAUAUCUUUAUAACCUUUUUAGUUGCCAUGUUACCAAGCUAUUAACUUUGUCGCUACAUUAUUGUUUCUGAAUGAUGGACAUAACUGUAAAAAUAACCUUCAAGUUUAUAGAAACUUGUGUUUAUCUUUACACAAUACAAGGGAUUUGAGAAAUGUGUCUCAUUUUAAUGCAGGGUCACUAAUGACUAAGUGGUUGAGGGAGCAAUUACUGAGAAAGUCCGAAUCACAGAGGUAAUGUGGACUUUCAGUGCAGAAGGUUUAAGUGCAAGGACAGAAUUGUGGCAUUGAAGUUUUAGUCGUGUCUCGAUAUGAGCAACCAGUUGUUCACAUGGUUGGACCAGUGGUCAGCACUGCCACUUCACAGUUAGAUGGUCCUGGUUUAAAUCCUCAAGCUCGGGCCUUUCUGUGUGCAGUUUACCAGCCUUCUCUAUGUGUGGGUUUCUACCACAGUCCAAACAUAAUUAACUGAAAACUCUGCCUAUGUGACCGUAAGUGUGACAGGUUGUUUGUCUGUACAUGUGAACCCUGUGCUGGGACUUGUUCAGGGGUGCUCUGCCUCCCACCCAGUGUGAGUGGGGUUAGGUUCCAUCUCUUUGUGACCCUGCAUGUGAUAGGCUGGUAUAGAUAAUUAAUUGAUCCUCUGCAUGGGUCAUUCCACCUCAAUUCACCAAAUUAAAAAAAAAAAUAUCAUACCUGACCAUCUCACAUUUGUCUGAUUUUUUUUUUCUUCGUACGUAUGUUAUUUAGUAAAACGUUCAAAACUUGAGAUCAUUGGUAGCAUUAGUUUUUCAGUUAAUAAUUCUUAAAGAGGGUGGGGUCAUGUUAAUUUUGCACCGUUUUCCUUGCACCAGUGUCUGAAGUAAUGUUUGAAGUGCCAUAACUUGAGAAAUAAUGUAGCCAGAGUCCUGAAAUGUUGCAGGCUCAUUGAUAUGCACAUCUAGUCUUCAAUGGUACAACCUGUGUUAAUAAAAUAAUACAAACCAGUUAUAUCAUGAUGCAAAUUUGGUCCAAAAGGUUAAUUGUUUCUGUAUACUCCGAUGUUUCACCCACCUAUAAAACCUUCUUUUUCAGCUUUUCACUUUUCCAGUUGGGACACUAAGGGAGUGGUUUCACCAUCACACCUGCUCAGUGAUUAUUGUGCAGGUAUACAAUAAUAUUGUCCAUAAAUGCAAGAACUUAAUUUUAAUAUUUCUGUCUCAUAAAGUAUACCUAUGACUGGUACCAGACACUUCAUUUUUAAAGCUCCUAUUUGUGCUAAUCACAAGAAAACAAUCUGCCUUUUAGGGUGAAAAAUUUCGGUGAAAAGUUUUAUGGUUUGUGGAAUAUCUGUGUAGACAGAAACAUUAGCAUUUUUUCACCAAAUUUACACCAUUAUAACUGAUUACAAUGUAAAAAUUGACAGGACCCCACUCCUCUUAAGAACUCAGAAACUAAUGUUACCCAUGAACCCAAAUUUUACACAUGGUCAACUCAAUCAAUAUUCACUACUUUUUUUAAAAAAAAAACAACAAAAAAAUCUGUCAAAUUGAGGAUGGUCAGGCGUGGGGCGUUUGGUGAAUUGAGGUGGGAUGACCCAAAUGCAACCACUAACUGAUAUACAUUCCAUUUGACAUAGAAGUGUCAUCAUGUUAUCAAGCCAAUUCUCAGAGUGCUUGUUAACAGCUGUCUCAUAUCCAGCGCACAGAUUUCUAUACUGAUGAAAACACUUUCUGUUCUUUUUAGAAGAGAUGUUCAUUACUGUCUUAGUGCUUAAUGCAGUAUUACUAGAUCUCAAGUUAUUCCAGUAUUCUAGGUCAAACAACCAUACAUUUAACGAACCAUCCGUUAUGUCUUUAUAAAAUGUUUAUGAAUUCAAGGCAGUUGUUGAAAUGUAAGAUAAGGUGAAGUAGUAUAAACUCAACCUGUAUUCCUUAAUGACCUGCCUUACAAAACAGAAACGCUCUGAUUAAUCAACACGAAAUUAACAUUUUUAUGUGUAUAAGAAACAUACAAGAAAUUGAAUUAAAACAAAUUAUGAGACUUACUUAGUUUCAGGUUAUUGCUGUUGGAUUAUAUUUUUAUCAGUCAUUUUUGUCUUCUUUUUUUCAGUAAUGUACCCUCAUAUUUUUCUGGAAGUUCAUUUAACCCCAUUUUUUUUUUAAAACUAUGAUAAUUAACAAGACUUCUUGGGCUUAAGGAUAAACAGCAGACACAAUGAAAAUUAGGUUAAGUGUGGUAUAAAAAGGUUUGACAAAAAUGAUAUGUGUUAAAUAUUUACUGUCUGCUCUGACUGGUCCCAAAACAGUGCUUGUAAAGUUAGUGUGGACUGCCUUGCUUAAACUUCGAUAUCCAUUUAUCACUAACAGCCCAUCUUCAAUCCAGGUUUCCCUACGCAAGCCUGACCAAUGUCAGCCACCAAACCUGAUGACCUGUGACAUCCUCUGUCCAUCUGUUUAACCAAGAACAAGGUAUGGGUCACAAAUAUUUGGGCAGUUACACAUUUGUAUUCUUCAGGCUCUGAGCUUCAGCGCAUUCAAUUUAAAAUAAAAUAUUGGAUACGA
Stegastes partitus (bicolor damselfish) is the source of this 5688-nucleotide messenger RNA. RefSeq names its product zinc finger protein ZIC 4-like. The coding region runs from base 590 to 1744 and encodes 384 amino acids. Gene Ontology annotation, molecular function: DNA-binding transcription factor activity, RNA polymerase II-specific; RNA polymerase II cis-regulatory region sequence-specific DNA binding. Gene Ontology annotation, biological process: regulation of transcription by RNA polymerase II. The transcript has 2 exons. Gene Ontology annotation, cellular component: nucleus. NCBI's taxonomy places the organism in Eukaryota, Metazoa, Chordata, Actinopteri, Pomacentridae. The record is from RefSeq and is a predicted model, not a curated record.